This is a messenger RNA of Vombatus ursinus (common wombat), 315 nucleotides long. RefSeq names its product protein POLR1D-like. Bases 1 to 315 code for a protein of 104 amino acids. The record is from RefSeq and is a predicted model, not a curated record. Lineage: Eukaryota; Metazoa; Chordata; Mammalia; Diprotodontia; Vombatidae. The transcript has a single exon.
AUGGAAGAGGAUGAGGGACUGGAGUGGAAGGCAAAGCUGAACAGGAGGAAAAUCCAAGCAGAGACAAUGGGACCUAUGGGGUCCAUAAAAUAUCCUCUUGCUGGUACAAAUAAAAGAUUUCUGCUUAAUACAAUUAAGAACACAUUAUCCUCUCAGAAGGAGCAAGACCAAGAGCAGAAGGAGGACAAUAAGGAACCUGAGCCAAGUCAGAACCAGAAAGAAGAAAACCCAAAGAAACACAGAACUCAUCCGUGCAGACACAACUUCCAGUUUUGGAGAGGAGUUCGCUAUUCUCCAAGGAAGAGGAACCCCUAG